CUUCGAACGGAUGUGAGUUUACCCGAGCGUGGCGGCGACAGACGUGACAUUAAGCCAAGUUGUUAUUUGAGCUCGCUGUUUAGUCGACGAAACCGGAAGUAUUAUACACAAAAGUCUUUCAAAAUGAACGUUAAGCUUUUAGCCACGAAGUUACCGUUAAACUGUCGCUGUAAAUCAGUCUAUAAACCUCGACGACAGACUUUGAACUUGUUACAUGGCAGCACGUAACUAGUCAGCAGUCACAGCCUGUCCUCUGCCAUAUCUGUUUGUUUUCAUUGCUGUCGAUAAAAACUGGCUCAACCCGUUGUGAAAUAUAUUUGGGCAGAAGCACAUCCAUUUUAUUAAUGAGCCAGCAUUAAAUCCCUGUGGCAAGGUAACGUCAACCCCUACCCAUGCCCACUCACCAUUGCUUGUUUGGUACCACAGAUAGCUUUGCAUUAGCACUAGCUAGCUACAGCUGUCACACAUUUUGAGCAGAGCAUAUGUAGUUAUCCCACCUUUUUUGUCUGACAUAAAUCUUGACAAAUUAAAACAGCAUCAGACAUAGCAUCUAAAUAAAGCACAUUUUAUAAAUGGUCUUUAUCUCACACUGUAGCUGAAUUAUUGCUUAAAUUACACUUUAUUCUUCCCUUUAAUCUCAACUGGAGCUCCUAACCUGCUUCAUUAGGGAUCAUCCCUGUGUUCCCAGGGUCCUAGUCUAGCCUUGUGUUAGGUUUUGAGCAUGUGUCCCCUAAUGUAAACCUACUUUGUAAGAGAUUGGUAAGGGCUAUCUUCACAGUUCAAAUCACAAAACAAACAAAAACAAAGGAAGAUGGACAUUUCAAAUGCAGUUUGAAUCAUAAAAAUCCUUUCAGCCAGUGUGGAGAGAUAUUGGUGCCUAAAGUCAAGAACGCUGUUCUGCCUGCAAAUUUUAGGGCGCAGGUUUCAAAGGUUUCAUUUGACCAUGGACAAGACAUUGCUGAUAAAACGAAACCCUGGAAAGGUCUCGUUUAAUGUGCCAAAUUAAGAGAAUAUUUAGCUCAGGAACCAUAGAUACACUCCAUUUCAAUCUUAUUAUAGCUUAUAAUGCUGCUGUUGAAUGGCUGUCCCUCUCAUCCCUGACUGUGCAGAUGGAUAGAGAAGCAGGCCCACUGAGUGGUGGCAGACAGAGGGAAAAGAAAGGAUCCUACAAAGACUUAUUAAUGAACGUGGAGGAGCUGGCAGAACCAAAUUCGGAUUUUGAGGAAUGUAGCACCAAGAGGCCUUUCAAGGUGGACUCUGGGGCUGUGCUGGAACCAGAAGGCUCAGUCAACAAGAAAAUCCAUAUCUCAGUGGUAAAUGGUAAUGGUGGAGCUGAGCCUGAGCUAUAUGGAGAAGAGUCCUCUGGCUUCCUCCGUGAUUAUCCAGUCUGUGUGUCACGAGACAGAUGGGAUGCAAAAGAAGGGGAAGAGGAUAUCAGAGACAAGUUGUUGCAUUCAUCUUGCACAGCAGAGGGCAGCAUUGAUCAGGCAAGCUCCAUGUCAGACUACUGGGUGUAUUUAGAUAACCAGCACAACAAGGCAGACUGUCCUGUAUCCAGGACUCUCACCCCUCCUGCCACUCCAGUUACCCACAGGCCUCGUCCGUUCUUACCUUUUUCAAGUUCAGUGACAGCCAUUGCUUCUACAGUGACCUCUGUAGUUAAUCCCAUGAUGUCUAGCCCCAUGACUGACGCCUGUAGUCCCAUCAGUUCUAUGUGCAGUCCCACAAGUUCAGCCUGGGACACUCUCAGAUCCACAUCCAGGAGUCCUGGCUGCUCUGCCCGGGAUCCUGUCAGUGCUGCGGCUCACCUACACCUGCUGGGGGAAUCCUUGUCCCUCAUUGGCCACCAUCUUCAGGAGACAGAUAAAAUGAUCAGUAUGUCAAGUAGUCUGUCUCUGCUCUUGGACUCUCUGUUGUGCGCCCUGGCUCCUCUGAUCUGCCUCACAGCACAGAUACCUGAGCUGAGGAGCUGCACUCAGCACACACUGGCCUCUGCUCUCGAAAACAUUGCCUAUGUGAUGCCCGGGUUGUGAGUGAUGAUGAAGACCACACCAGCAGCACACAGCACCUUCUGUUAUGCUGAAAGACACUAUAGGUCAGUUUACACUUGGAAAAUAAGUCUACAGUCUAUUUUGUUAAAAAAGAAUAUUUGUUUGCACUAUAAAAAAUAUUUUUGUUUUAUCACAAAUAUACCAAUUUACUGUAAUAUGUUAUUUUCUUUCAUUGAUUGUUUGAUUUAAAGAUGUGUAAAGACUGUAUUAUGUAACUUUUUUGACCAGGUACCUCUUGACUUUGUCACUGGACACAUUAAAAGUGUCAAUUUCUGUUAUUCUGCUUUACAGUGGAGUUGAUCAGGCAUUACAUAGAUUUAUUACAUAGUCUCCUACAUGUUCUUACAUUUGUACUCAAAUAUAAAAGUUGAAGAAUCUACAAAUUUGCAGAAGUUAAUCUUAAAGAAUAAAACUGGAUCGAUAAUACAAUGAACAAUGAUAAAUGUGAUUGCAUAUGACUAGGUAUCACAGAAGCCUCUAGUUCAAAUCUAAAUUAGGUCAUGAUUUAUAGGAUAUGUACAUCCAAAUCUGCAAUACUGCAAAAUGAUUAGUUCAGGCUAAAUGGACUGAUGAGUCAAAACCUUAAAACCACCAACAGGUGAAGUUAAUGACAUUGGUUAUCCUGUUACAAUUAGGGCUGCAACGAUUAGUCGACUAAUCGAUGACUAAUCGACUAUUAAAAUAAUCAGUGACUAUUUUAGUAGUCGACUAAUUGGUUUGAGUCUUUUUUCAUAGAAAAGUACUAUAAAAGUACCCCAAAAUACUCUUACUGCAGCUUUUUACGUUCAGAUAUUGGCAGCUUUACACACUCUCCCGUGACAGUGAACUAAAACCUUUUGGCGUGAAUAUGAAACAAGACAUUAGAUGACAUAAUUUUGGGGUUUGGGAGAGACAGACUGACAUUUUUCAAUAUUUUAACACAUUUUUCGAUAAAAUAAUUAGUUGACUAAUCGAAGAAAUAAUUGACAGAUUAGUCGACAAUGAAAAUAAUCAUUAGUUGCAGUUACAAUGCAGUGUUCCGCUGGGAAACCUUUCAUCCUGGCAGUCAUGUGGAUGCCACCUGUCAUUCUCCUUCCAUGCAAACACCAUUGCAGACCAAGUACAACCCCCAAUGUCUUGGUGCCAGACACCACAGGACAACCACAGAGGUCCUGUGUCCAUUCCUUUACAGGUCAGAGGCAAGUCCAAUCUAGAAAGGCCCCACCAUGGAUCAGACUUGGAUCUGGGGUACCGGCACAUCUCUAAAAUGCUCAGUCGCAUUGGGAUCUGGUGAAUUUGGAGGCCAGUUUGACACAUUGAGUUCUUUGCUACCUUCUUUGGGCCAUUCCUGACCAGUUUUUGCGAAGUGGCAUGGUGCCUUGUCCUGCUGGGGGGGCAUUGUCAUCAGGGAGUACUAUUGCCACGAGGAGGUGUACUUGGUCUUCAGUAGUGUUUGGGUGGGUGGUGCAUGCCAAGUGGCAUCCUCAUGAAUGCCAGGGAACAAGUUUUCCCUGCAGAACAUUGCACUGUAAUGAGAUCAUGCAAUUCAUUUCUCCAGUCAGUGGUUUAAAUGUUGUGGCUGAUUGGUGUAUAUAGUUAGAGAGCAAUUUUAAUUUUAGUUUUACAGAUCAUUUGACCACAGGUUAGCACUUAAGUAAUUACCUGUGAAAUGUUAUUGUAAGGAAAUUUCAUAAUGAGGUCAAUCGUCUGUCUCUAAUUGAAGUAAUAAUUCAACACCUGUGAUCUUAUUUAUCUUUUUUUGUAGAUAAUACAAAAUGUACAGUCCCCAUAGAAGUGACUCUUGAGGCUUCAGUGUCUUCAGAAGCUAUGUAGGAUGAGACUGUUGAGACUGGUUAAUGCCCAUCUGUAUGACGUACAAUAAAACCAAAGUCAAGUUCCUUGUUGAAUAACUGACC
Molecule: messenger RNA, 3946 nt
Organism: Epinephelus moara (kelp grouper)
Lineage: Eukaryota; Metazoa; Chordata; Actinopteri; Perciformes; Serranidae
Exons: 7
Coding region: 993-2033 (346 amino acids)
Source: RefSeq, a predicted model, not a curated record